UGUGCGACCUUCUUCAGAUCGACGAGAACGACUCACCGACGAUCACGCAGUUUCUUCCAGACAAAGAAUAAUUAUAGUUGAAUUACCGUUCUGAAUAUUUAAGGAAGAUUUCCGGAUCAGAGUGCAAAAUCUUUAUAAACUCUCAAGAUGUCCACGAACCAAUUGAACGUGCUUGUGAACUUGAUGAUCGCCAUCGCGUUUUUUGUGUCGGAAUCAAGAGACGCACAAACGAACGGCUACCUCAACCAAGAGCCCGCGAUCUUGCCCCAGAAAUAUUGUGGCGAAAUGCUCUUAAAUAUUCUACGUAUAGUCUGUAAUGGCACAUACAAUUCCAUGUAUGAUAACAGUACGGAUCAAGAAAAGACGAUGGCCAAUUAUCAGUUUGAUUCCGACUCUUCCCCGUCCCCAGUAACAGCACAGGAGACGUCGAAUGGAACGUUCGAUGAUAGGAAUAAUCGACGAAAACCGGAAGACAUCUAUGAGGAAUGCUGUCGCAAUUCGUGCACGUUAAGCGACCUGUCCAUGUAUUGCGCUUAACUGUAGUCCUUAAGCACUUGUCCGGAAAUCAGUAAUUCUUCGGACUCCGCUUUACCACUCGAUCAUCAUGCAGCCGAAUCAUAAGCCCAGCCAUAUGUGCAUAUAUCCAUAUACUCAUACACACAUACACACAUCACACACACACACACACACACCACACACACACACACCACACACACACACACACACACACACACACACACACACACAUACAUUACAUAUGUACAAUAUACGUUUGGAAAGUUUACUAGUUGCAUCAUGACUCAUGCUGGGGACUAAUUUCAUAAUAACGUUAUAAUUAUGUAUUAUAUUUACGUAAUUUUUUGCGAAGAAACUAAUUCUCUUGACGUAUGAUCGUAUGCGUGAUUCUUUUGUUCGCGAUCUCCUUUCGAAAGACGAAAAGGCAGCGAAGAGAAGGCAAAACUUAAGAAAAUGAAAGAAAUGUAAUCUUAAAAAAAUGAGAUAUAAAAACAUCAGAAUUCUUAUGCUCUUUAAAUUAA
Camponotus floridanus (Florida carpenter ant) is the source of this 1037-nucleotide messenger RNA. RefSeq names its product LIRP-like. Gene Ontology annotation, cellular component: extracellular region. NCBI's taxonomy places the organism in Eukaryota, Metazoa, Arthropoda, Insecta, Hymenoptera, Formicidae. The record is from RefSeq and is a predicted model, not a curated record. The coding region runs from base 148 to 537 and encodes 129 amino acids. The transcript has 3 exons. Gene Ontology annotation, molecular function: hormone activity.